This is a messenger RNA of Silurus meridionalis, 3076 nucleotides long. It is a transcript of the gene kpna5, whose product is annotated as karyopherin alpha 5 (importin alpha 6). The transcript has 14 exons. Lineage: Eukaryota; Metazoa; Chordata; Actinopteri; Siluriformes; Siluridae. Gene Ontology annotation, cellular component: nucleus; nucleoplasm; cytoplasm. The coding region runs from base 152 to 1774 and encodes 540 amino acids. The record is from RefSeq and is a predicted model, not a curated record. Gene Ontology annotation, molecular function: nuclear import signal receptor activity; protein binding. Gene Ontology annotation, biological process: NLS-bearing protein import into nucleus.
AAUACAGGUGGAGUAUAAAAACGGGAGUAAGGUCGGAAGUAGAACAGGAAGUGAGGUAGCGGAAACGUCAGGGUUUUGGCCGCCAUAUUGCUGUGCUGAGUGCAGGAGGAAGUCUGAGAGGACAUUAAAUACGGCUUGUUUUUGACAGUAAAUGGAAGGUGCGAUGGCGAGUCCAGGAAAAGAGAAUUAUCGGAUGAAGAGCUACAAGAACAAAGCUCUGAACCCACAGGAGAUGCGACGGCGCAGAGAGGAGGAGGGCAUUCAGCUUCGCAAACAGAAAAGAGAAGAGCAGCUGUUUAAGAGGAGGAAUGUGUGUGCACCAUCAUGUGAUGAGUCUAUGCUCGAGUGUCCCAUCCAGGACCCAGACAUCAGCUCCACCGUGCCAAUGUCCUCAGAUGCAGUUAUAACACCAGACAUGGUUCAGAUGAUUUUUUCUGAAGAUGCAGACCAGCAGCUCCUUGCCACACAGAAAUUCAGGAAAUUACUCUCAAAAGAGCCGAAUCCGCCCAUUGAUGAGGUCAUUGCCACGCCUGGUGUAGUGAGCAGGUUUGUAGAGUUUCUGAGGAGGAGUGAUAACUGCACUCUGCAGUUUGAAGCAGCCUGGGCUCUGACUAACAUAGCCUCCGGAACGUUCCUGCACACUAAAGUGGUAAUUGAAACAGGAGCUGUUCCUAUAUUCAUCGAGCUACUCAACUCUGAGUAUGAAGAUGUACAGGAGCAGGCUGUGUGGGCGCUCGGAAACAUUGCUGGAGAUAAUGCAGAGUGUAGAGAUUUUGUCCUGAACUGUGGAAUACUUCCUUCACUACAGCAGUUACUUGCAAAAUCAAAUCGUCUUACCACCACUCGGAAUGCUGUGUGGGCUUUAUCCAACCUGUGCAGAGGUAAAAACCCUCCACCAGAGUUCAGCAAGGUGUCUCCAUGUCUCAGUGUCCUUUCCAGACUGCUGUUCAGCAGUGAUCCAGAUGUUUUAGCAGAUGCAUGCUGGGCACUGUCCUAUCUGUCUGAUGGUCCAAAUGAGAAAAUCCAGGCUGUGAUUGACUCUGGAGUGUGUCGCAGAUUAGUGGAGCUGCUCAUGCACGGUGAUUAUAAAGUGGUGUCUCCUGCACUGCGGGCUGUGGGGAACAUCGUGACUGGAGAUGAUAUUCAGACUCAGGUGAUCCUGAACUGUUCAGCAUUACCCUGUCUCCUUCACCUGCUCAGCAGUCCUAAAGAAUCAAUAAAGAAGGAAGCAUGUUGGACCGUUUCAAACAUCACAGCAGGGAACCGAGCGCAGAUCCAGACGGUGAUCGAUGCAAACAUUUUUCCUGUGCUGAUCGAGAUCUUACAAAAAGCAGAAUUCCGCACCAGGAAGGAAGCAGCAUGGGCCAUCACUAAUGCCACCAGUGGGGGAACACCAGAGCAAAUCAGGUACUUGGUGUCUCUAAAUUGCAUUAAGCCGAUGUGUGACCUGCUGACUGUGAUGGAUUCAAAAAUUGUUCAAGUUUCUCUGAAUGGUCUGGAAAAUAUCCUGCGGCUGGGGGAGCAGGAAUCCAAACAAAACGGCACAGGCAUCAAUCCAUACUGUGCACUCAUUGAGGAGGCCUAUGGUUUGGAUAAGAUCGAGUUCCUGCAGAGCCACGAGAAUCAGGAGAUUUAUCAGAAAGCAUUUGAUUUAAUUGAGCAUUACUUUGGUGUGGAGGAGGAGGAUGCCAACAUCGCCCCUCAAGUGGACCAGAACCAGGACCAGUACAUUUUUCAACAGCACCAUGGGCCCAUGGACCGUUUCCAGCUAUAAGUAUCUCCACCCCACCAUCUCUCCAUCUCUUCCUUUAUUUCCAUCCUUGUACACAGAGGAGAAAAUGUCGCUUGAUUUCUUGAGUUCUGAGCUCAGACUUUCACAGACUUUUUCAAGCCUAUCUAUUAUUAUUAUUAUUAUUAUUAUUAUUAUUAUUAUUAUUAUAUUUUCUAACACAUUGGCACUGGUGACCCUAAAACUUUGCAUCCCUUCUAUAAUGUGAAGCUACCUCUCUAACCCUGUACUGAUCAGCAGAAUGCACUUGAGUUCUCUCUCUGAAAUACAAACUGCUCUCAUCAGCCAAUCAGCUGUACAGGACACACCCAUGUGGGACACACCCGUGUCAGACACGCCCAGAUUAUUGCUGUUUUGUUUUACACUAAUUUUCUCUUUAAACGUCUGUCCUUUUAUUUAUUUCUGAAUUGCUGGAUUUUAAAGAGGUAAAUAUCACACAUUCAGUGAGGUGAAAAAGUUCAUUUUCCUUCAGUAAUCAGAUUUACAUCAGAAAGUGUGUUUGUAGGUGUGUGAGGUUUAUGGUAAGAUCAGAUCAAGAGACAGAAUGUCACUAUAUUGCAGUGGUAUUUAUUAGGGCUGAUGUGAUUGCAGUUUAUAAUGUUCCUUUAAGCUUUUAUAGUUUUUCCCAUCUGUGACUCGCUUGUCCACUUCAACGCUUCCCAUAAGCGUGCACAAGUCACUGCUGAACGCUCGGGUUGGUAAAGAGCUGGUGCAGCUACAGAGCCUCUACCGAGAAGACUCCAUUCCACAGCUAAUGAACAUUUUAAAUACUGUUCAGUCGGGACAAUGUGAUGGGACAGGCUGUCUCAUAGCUGCGGAGGAAAGUGGACACACGUACGUUUAAUAAUGUCAUUGGAACACAGCCCGAUUUAACGGUGUGGGUUUCCAGAAAAAUGGAUCAGAAUAAAUAAUUCAUAAACUAUGAAGUUUCUCCACACUAUAGAAUACUAAUGCUGGACUUUUUAGAAAGCAUGCUAACGGAGAAAUUGAGUUUUUUGUUCUUUUGCUGUGGAAUCUUUUCCCCUUAUACGAGUUUCUUCAGCAUGAUCUGUGGCUUAUUAAUGAUAUUGAAUUUCUUUGAUUUGGCGAAAUGGAGGCAAGUCCAGUUGAAGAGAGUGUUACAGAAGCACAUGCAGUAAAAUGCUGAAAUAUUUCUCAUGGUUUGUACGAUGAUUUUCAUGUUGAAUAAAGUUGGUGUCUGUACUGAUGUGCAGUGUAAAGGGCAUCAGAAUGUUGAUGUUGUACAAAAUGAGAACUAAUAAAAUGUUCUGGUUGCUUUGUUUAAAA